AUGGCUCUGCAGGAUGUGUGCAAGUGGCAGGCCCCUGAAACCCAGAAACCAUCCCUUCAUCUGCCUCAAGCUGGUGACUGUGCUGUGCCCCGAGGCUGUGACCCUCAAGCCUUCCUGCAGAGCUAUGGCCCCCAUCUGGCCCACGGCACCACCACCCUGGCUUUUCGCUUCCGACAUGGUGUCAUUGCUGCGGCUGACACUCGUUCCUCCUGUGGCAGCUAUGUGGCCUGUCCAGCCUCACGCAAGGUCAUCCCUGUGCAUCGGCACCUCCUGGGUACUACCUCUGGCACGUCUGCUGACUGCGCCACAUGGUACCGGGUGCUACAGCGGGAACUGCGGCUUCGGGCACUGAGGGAUGGUCAGCUGCCCAGUGUGGCCAGUGCGGCCAAACUCUUGUCAGCCAUGAUGUCCCGCUACCGGGGUCUGGAUCUGUGUGUGGCCACUGCCCUGUGUGGCUGGGACCACUCUGGCCCUGCCCUCUUCUAUGUCUACAGCGAUGGCACUCGCCUGCAGGGGGACAUCUUCUCUGUGGGCUCUGGAUCUCCUUAUGCCUAUGGUGUGCUAGAUCGCAGCUACCGCUAUGACAUGACCAUCGAGGAAGCCUAUGCCCUGGCCCGCUGUGCUGUGGCCCAUGCCACCCACCGUGAUGCCUACUCAGGGGGCUCAGUGGACCUUUUCCAUGUGCGGGAGAGUGGUUGGGAGUAUGUGUCACGCAGUGAUGCCUGUGUGAUGUAUAUGGAGCUGCAGAAACUUCUGGAGCAUGAGCAUGAGCAGGAGAAAGAGGCAGAAGCUAGCCAGGCCCAUCCUGAGCCUGUCAGUCCCCGAAGUGCUGGAGAAGAUGGAAAACUCUCUGCAGACCAAGAGGGAGUGACAGCAGAAGACUCCAGGAUGCUAGCAGAGGCUGAAACAAAGUGA
Nannospalax galili (Upper Galilee mountains blind mole rat) is the source of this 915-nucleotide messenger RNA. RefSeq names its product proteasome subunit beta 11 (gene Psmb11). Lineage: Eukaryota; Metazoa; Chordata; Mammalia; Rodentia; Spalacidae. The coding region runs from base 1 to 915 and encodes 304 amino acids. Gene Ontology annotation, molecular function: threonine-type endopeptidase activity. Gene Ontology annotation, cellular component: proteasome core complex. The transcript has a single exon. The record is from RefSeq and is a predicted model, not a curated record.